AUGCGGAUUCUGCUGCUCUGCUCGGGCGCUGCAGCGGCGCUGCAGCUCUUGGGUCCCGCGGGCGCUCGCCCUUGCGGUGUACAGACACUGCAGGACGACGGCCUGCUGCAGCUGCAGCAGCAGCAGCAGCAGCAGCAGCAGCAGCAGGAGCCCUCUUCCCGCCCGGAAGCCGUCGCUUCUGUCGCGCUGCCGGACGCCGACUUGCUGCUGCCGGCUUCGCUCCCGCCGCGCCGCGCGGCCGCUCCCGCGGCUGCUGCUGCUGCUCCCGCUGCAGCAGCAGCAGCAGCAGCAGCGCGCGUGGGGCUGCUGCUGUCGCUCUCAGCAGUGCUCUUCCUGCUGCUGUCCUGCGCCCGCGCGCUGCAGCCCUCGCGGCCUUCUUCGUGGGGGCUGGUGAACAGGUCUUUGGCUGCGGGGGGGGACGCCUGCCGCGGCACAGCAGCAGCAGCAGCAGCAGCAGCAGCAGCAGAGGAGGACGCAGCAGCAGCAGCGGCUGCGGGCGCCUCCGCGGGGGCGUACCGGCAGCGCGCGGCGGCGCGGUCGCCCUCUGUGGGGGCAGCACCCGCAGCAGCAGCAGCAGCAGCAGCAGCAGCAGCAGGAGUGCGGCGGCGCUCGCCGCUGCACCGGCAGCUAGACCUUCUCAGCACGGAGCAGCAAAACUUAGUGGGCCUUAAUGGCAUUGAGAAGCAAAUGGUGCUGCUGGCAAGACAAGAAGUUCAGUUUUUGGGCUUCGAGGCCCGCGGCCAGGAAGAGCAGCAGCAGCAGCUGCAGCAGGCGGUGAGAGCAGCGCAGCAGGGGGUCUCGGAGUCGCAGCAGAUGUCGGAGCGGCUGUCGCUGGGCAGCAGCAUCGUGGAGGCUUCUGCUGCAGUGCUGCAGCAGCGGCAGCAGCAGCUGCAGACUGUCAGCGAGAAGCUGCAGCGGGUGCAGCAGCGGCUGCAGCGGGCCCAGUGGGACUCCUCUCAAGACAGAGAAGCUUUGCUGCUGUUCGCUCGCUCCUUUGCUUCCGAUCGCUACUUGUCUGCUGCUGCAGCACAAGCCCUUGUUGCUGCUCGCAAGGUGCUGCAGCACGAAGUCUUUGCUGCAGGGCCGCUGCUGCCGGCCGACGAGGCCAAGUGCAUGCAGAUGGCCUCCUGGCUGGUGCAGCAGCUGCGCGUGGCCCACGUGCCCACUGCAGCAGCAGCAGCAGCAGCAGCAGCAGUUGCUGCUGCGCAGCAAAAGGAAGCCCGAGACCUCGUCCAGGAAGCUGUUAUUGUGGUUGAGUUGCUGCGCUCUGUUGGCCUCCACAAUCCUGCAAAUGAAGUGGACUUUGCUGCUCAUCUUUUGAACCAAAAGCUGCUGGCCACGGGCGCGGCCCCCGCCCCCGCGCUUGCUGCUGCUGCUGCUGCUGCUGCUGCUGCUGCGCCCGGCGGCGGCGCUGCAGCACUUCUCCGCAGGAGCUCUUCCCCCGCCACGCCCACCUGGGCCUCCAGGCCCUCCGAGGGGCCCCCGCAGCAGCAGCAAACUUCCCUCUCCGCUCCUGCUGCUGCAGCACGGCCUGCUGCUGCUGCUGCGCUCGGCCUCCAGCAGCCAGCAGCAGCCGCAGCAAGACCCGCAGCACCCGCAGCGGGACCCGCAGCACCCGCAGCAAGGCCCGGAGCAGCAGCAGCAGCGCCAGGGGCAGCAGCAGCAGCGCCGGGAUCUGCUGCUGCAGCAGCAGCAGCAGCAGCAGCACCAACUCCUAAGAACCCUGUCAAGAAGUCCGUUUCCUUUUCAGAGACUCCAGUGGUCUUCACUGAGCCCUCAGCAAAGCCACGGGACCCCCCGCGGCGGUGGCCGCUGCUGUCUCGCUUCCGAGUUGGCAAGGCUUCUGCUGCUGCUUCUGCUGCUGCUGCUGCUGCUGCUCCUGCUGCUGCUGCUGCUCCUGCCCAUGCUGCUCUGGGACGCUCGGCUUCGGAGAAGCCCCGGCGCCGCGAGCCCUUCAGGCCUCCAGCGCGGGAGCCCCAGAUGCCUGCUGCAGCCAUGGCCGAAGCAGCAGCAGCAGCAGCAGCAGCAGCAGAAGCGCCCUUCUUGCCUCCGCCCGCCGCCGCAGACGCAACUGCAGCAGCAGCAGCAGCACCUGCAGCAACAGCAGCAGCACCUGCAGCAACAGCACCUGCAGCAGCAGCAGCUGACGGGGCAGGUUUCCCGACGCUCCCCCACAAGUCCAGAGACCAAAGACACAGCAGAGUAGACCCGCCGACGCAAGCAGCAGCAGCAGCAGCACCCGGAGCAGCAGCAGCACCCGGAGCAGCAGCAGCAGCAGCGCCGGACUCCCCAGAGUCGCAGCGGCAGGCACUUGGACAAGCACUGAAGGAAGCAGCAGCAGCAGCAGCACUUCUCCGCAUCCCGCUGAGCGAGCUGAGAGGAGCACAGCCACCUGUGGGCUUCCGCAGCGCAGCAGGACCUCGAACUUCCCUUCCUGCUGCACCCGCAGCAGCAGCAGCAGCAGCAGCAGCAGCAGCCCCCGGAGCCGCAGCAGCAGCCCCCGGAGCCGCAGCAGCAGCCCCCGGAGCCGCAGCAGCGGCCCCCGGCGCAGCAGCGGUUGCCCCGGGCGCGGCGUUUGCGGGCUCGCGCCCGCCAUCGACUCCCGCUGCUGCUGCAGCAGCAGCAGCAGCAGCAGCAGCAGCACGGGGAGUGGACGCAGACACAGAAGCCACGCUGCAGCGGCUGGAAGACCUCGCCAACAGAGCCACAAGAGAACUGGUGGACUUGUGGCAGCAGCUAAUGGGGGCCCAGCCUGGGGGGCCCCCAAGUUUGGAAGAACUGGAGGACGCUGAGUUGCUGCUGCUGCAGGUUGCUGCUGCGCUGCUGCAGAGCAAAGACAUGCAGCUGCACCGCGCGCUGCAGCAAGACACUAAAUCAGCGUUUAUGGACGCGAGAGAGAAGUGCACGGAGCAGGCCGAGCUGCUGCUGCAGCACGUGGUGGGGCUGUGGCAGCAGCGGACUAAGUACGACGUGCAGCAGCUUGCUGCAGCAGCAGCAAACCUGCAGGCGGCGCGGCAGCCCGAGGGGGCCCCCCAGGGGCCCCCCUACGUGGACGAGCUGCUGCUGCGGGUCACUGAGGGCGCGCAGCUGCUGCUGUUCGUCGGAGACAACUUGAAAACCAUGAAGAUAAUCCUCAGCAGCAUCAACAGCGCUCCUGCUGCUGUUGCUGCUCUCAUCUCGGACUUGUCUGCUGCAGUGCAGAGCCUCAAGGCCGAAGUCCAGGUGGGCGCGGAGGUCUGCAGCAGGCGCUGGGCCGAGUGGCUGCAGGACACGGCCCGCGCGGAGGUCAGGGGCCCGCAGCAGCAGCAGCAGCAGCAGCAGCAGCAGCAGCAGCAGCAGCAGCAGCGGAUGCCUCUCGCCCAAGUGGUCAAGAACGCAGACGAAGCCCACAAGACGCUGCUGAAGAUGGUCGGCGAAAGUCCCCGCCUGGACAUUUUGAAAAAACUCGUGACUGUGGGGUACUCCAUUGUCGAAAAGAUUCAGGAGCAGCAGCAGCAGCAGCAGCAGCAGCAGCAGCAGCAGCAGCAGCCGCAGCAGGGGCAGCAGCAGGGGCAGCAGCAGCAGGAGGGGCAGCAGGAGCAGCAGCCCGACUGGUACCGUCAGCUGCAGCAGCAGCAGCAAGAACUGCUGCAAUCAUUGCUGGACCAACGGCCGCAGCAGCAGCCGGACGAGAACCGCGCACUGCAGCAGCAGCAGCAAGAACUGCUGCGAACAAUGAUGCAGCAACAGUCGCAGCAGCAGCAACUGCAGCAGCAACUGCAGCAGCAACUGCAGCAGCAACUGCAGCAGCAACUGCAGCAGCAACUGCAGCAGCCACUGCACCAGCCACUGCAGCGGCAGCUGUUACAACGGCAGCCAUCACCGCAGCUGCAGCCGCGCUCGCAGUCGCUGCUGCAGCAGACGCAGCAGCAGCAGCAGCAGCAGCCAACGCCGCAGCAGCGGCCAACGCCGCAGCAGCGGCCAAUGCCGCAGCAGCAGCCAACGCCGCAGCAGCAGCAAACUCCGCAGCAGCAGCCAACGCCGCAGCAGCGGCCGACGCCGCAGCAGCGGCCAACGCCGCAGCAGCAGCAAACUCCGCAGCAGCAGCAAACUCCGCAGCAGCAGCUAACGCCGCAGCAGCGGCCAACGCCGCAGCAGCAGCCAACGCCGCAGCAGCAGCCAAAGCCGCAGCAGUGGCCAAAGCCGCAGCAGCAGCCAACGCCGCAGCAGCAGCCAACGCCGCAGCAGCAGCAAACUCCGCAGCAGCGGCCAACUCCGCAGCAGCAGCCAACGCCGCAGCAGCAGCCAACGCCGCAGCAGCCAACGUCGCCGUGGCAGCGGCGGUCACUGCUUCACCCACCCGUGCAGCAGCAGCAGCAGCAGCAGCAGCAGCAGCAACAGCAGCGACAGCCCCAGCAGCAGCAGCCCGCGAAGCCGCUGACACCGCUGCAACAGCGGUGGCAGCAGAUGCAGCGGGGGGGGCAGAAGCAGCAGCAGCAGCCGCAGUAG
Eimeria necatrix is the source of this 4488-nucleotide messenger RNA. RefSeq lists its product as hypothetical. Gene Ontology annotation, biological process: regulation of transcription by RNA polymerase II. The record is from RefSeq and is a predicted model, not a curated record. The transcript has a single exon. Lineage: Eukaryota; Apicomplexa; Conoidasida; Eucoccidiorida; Eimeriidae. The coding region runs from base 1 to 4488 and encodes 1495 amino acids. Gene Ontology annotation, molecular function: transcription coregulator activity. Gene Ontology annotation, cellular component: SWI/SNF complex; nucleus.